GGUAUCAGGGGCCCCACCCCCACUAAUCCCUGGAGGCCCUGGUGCCAAGCGGUAUUACCACCACUUCAACGAUGCCACAAAGCCCGGAGGCGCACCAAUUUUGAUGAUGCCACACUCCAUUGGACCCGCCACAUCGCUUCGGCCGGAGACUGCCCCAGUGGCCCAUUACGGAGUAUUGGCUCAGUGGGGAUUCGAACCUGUGAGGAAUUACCUCCUCAAGGUCGCCCUUACCAACUGAGCCGUGUGCAUGAACUUGACAGUUCUGGCCCAUUUCUAAAUAGGGUUACUUGAGGAAGUACUAGCUUUAUUGUUUGUGGGCAUUCUUGCUUGGGCAUAUCAAGCAAUUCGACCUCCUCCCAAGAUAGUGGCAAGCAUAAACUUGUCUUUGUCCCUGGAUUUGAUUGUUGCAAGCAUGACACUUGAGCCAAAUACCUGUCUUCGAUGUUCGGGUAAGAUGGAGGGUCAUCGUGGUACCCGCGAAGAUUGUACUAUCAUUGAGGUUGAUGACAAAGUAUCAAAGUCAGAUAUAGAUAAGGAGUUUUUAAAAGAACUUGAAGAGGGAGAACCUGUAACUAAACCCAGCUCCUCUGGUGAGAGGUAUAAUGACAUUAAGAUAGGUUGGCUUCCACAAAUUUUGCAGAAAGAUUAUCGAAAUUAUGUAGAUCAGUACUGUUACCCAAAGGAGUUGCCAAUCGGUCCUGUUUAUUAUGAGCAUAAGAAUGAAACCCAGUCUGGUGACCAGCGCCCAAAGGACAAAUAUGAAUCAUGUGUAGAAAAGUUCCACGCAAAGAGGGACCUGAAGGUUAAAUUGGCAAGAAAAUUAAUACCAUCAAUUCCCGGGAAGGGGGAAACAUUACUUAAUGCAAUCAAGAAGCAUAUCAAGGAAUUGAGAACUUCGAUUCAUGAUUGUACAAUUGAUGAUGAUGUACUGGCCAGGUUUCUUUUCUUAGAUGGGUGUGCUAUAGUACAGUUCAUACGAAGCUAUUAUCAAAAUGAACUAGAAGAGUUUGGAAUUGAUAAUAAGCAAGCAAUAUCGAUCCAGGAGGACUUGUUCCUUCUUCAAAACCAAAUCCCAUUCCGAGUCAUUGUGCUGUUGCUGCACUGUAUGCCGACGGUAACAUCUUCGAAACUGAAAGAGGAUAUUGUCUAUUUCCUUCACAUCAACAAUAUCAUGAAGAAGGACUCACUAACCUCCAGGUACAUCAGAAAACAAUCUGACAUAAUUUUUGAUAAAGAAAAUAAAAAUCUUCACCUUCUUAAUCAUCUCCACUCGUUAAUCAAAUCAAAGGGCAAAAUGGUACAUGGGCACAAGACUCAAUAUCGUUGUUUACAAUGUCUCGGCAAAUGCUUCAAAUAUUGCCUCUCUUGUUUACACAAGACUCAAUAUCACUCUUUACGAUGUUUCGACAAAUGGUUCAAAUAUUGCCUCUUUUGUUUACAGAAGAUUCAAUCUAGUUGUUUACGAUGUUUCGGAAAAUGGUGCAAAUAUUGCCUAUUUUGUUUUUGCUGCCUCCUGGGUUGUUGCAGGUUUGAAGUCACAUGUCUCCCAUCUUGGCGCUCACGCCCACGCCCACGCCCAAUACCAGUUCCUUUUUUUAAUACAAAGAGGAACUUUCGCAGUGCACAGGAGCUUAAAUCAGCUGGGAUAGAGUUUAAGCCAAGUGGUGCUGAUAUAGCUUAUAGUAGUAAAUGUUUUAACUUCAAAGGGCAUCUUAAAAUUCCUCCAUUGACUGUGGAUGAAUGGACGAAAUCUAAGCUGAUGAAUCUUGUCGCCUACGAGAUGUGUCUUGGUGAUGUUAGUUCUUAUAUCGUUACUUCAUAUGUAAAACUUAUGGAUUUUCUCAUUGAUAAAGAAGAAGAUGUUAAGGAGCUAAGGGCGUCAAGAGUACUUUGGAACCAUCUCAGCUGUGAUAAAGAUGUGGUCGAUCUGUUCAAUGAUAUGGGGUCUGAAUGCUUUAAGCCACCCAAGGACUAUUAUUUUGAUGUCAUGGAAGAAAUGGAAAAUCAUUGCCAGAGAAAGUGUGCGAUUUGGAUGGCCCAAGUCUAUCAGACCCAUUUCAGAAGCCCCUGGACUAUGGUUGCUCUUUCGGCUGCUAUAAUAGCUCUUUUGUUGACUGCCAUUCAAACAUGGUACGCAAUCAACCCAAAUAAGUAGUUCAAAAACUAAACGUAAUGGACUCUAAAUUUUCGUUUUAUAGUUAUAAAUGGGUGUGGCUUUUGCCUGAAUUUUGUUGUGUGCAUAUAUGUAGUUCUACAUAUAUAUGCUGUGUUGGAGAAGCUUAAUGAUAAGCCAGCUACUAUGCAUGAUUGUCAGUUAUUUAUUACUACUAAUUAGUUUUCUUCUUCCUUUUUGGUUUUCCUAUUUAAUGAACUCUUAAAUCAAAGCUAUUCCAGUCAAUGUGCAUGCAUGUAAUAAUCCUGUUGUAUAUGAGGAGAACAUAAUAAUUUGUCUAGGAAUAUCAUAUAUGGAAUUCGUUUAUGGCAUCUUUCGAUUAAAAUGAUAAAGAAGCACAAAACUUUUGUGUGUAUUUUA
Messenger RNA from Humulus lupulus (European hop), 2533 nucleotides. RefSeq lists its product as uncharacterized. The transcript is spliced from 3 exons. Lineage: Eukaryota; Viridiplantae; Streptophyta; Magnoliopsida; Rosales; Cannabaceae. The coding region runs from base 413 to 2155 and encodes 580 amino acids. The record is from RefSeq and is a predicted model, not a curated record.